AUGUCUGCUCCGACGAACCCGUUGCUACUGAAUUGCGAUGCAGAGCCGGACUUAGCUGAGCGAUCUUUGUUGCAGGAAGCCUCAAGCCGGCGAGGAAUAUUCGGAUACAAGCUAUCAAACGAUUCGUCAGUGAUUAGGGCAUUCAAAGACGCUUUCUAUGAUCUGACGCGUAUUGGUAAGAAGAGCAAGGAUAGUCGCCCACUUGAUUGGUGUUUCGUCCGGCGAGUCCUCUGGGCCAGCUGCUGGAACCUCGACGGAGAAGAUAGGUGCCAGCCUGAUGGAGAGUUUCGAUUAGAUGGCAUAGAUCAACUUGGUGGCUUUGAUUGGUGGGCGCCUGGGGGAUUCUUUCAAAUCACACUUGGCUGGGGUCGGUUUAGUUUUGGCACUGCGAAGCUCAUUGAUGUUAUUUGGGACUUGGUUGUUGGUCGAGGGGGCCAAACAGUCAUGGCUCUUGUAUCAUGGGAAGUGUUUGUCCAAUAUCUCCAACUCUCUCUCGUUAUGAAGCCGGCGUCUUACAGCACAGUGUGGCUUAUCAAGAUGCAAAAAAAUAACUCAGCUCUUGCAACUUGGGAACUUGCUUCGGGAUUCUUCAAGGUUGGCCUCGCAUCCAAAAAGGUCAUGUGCUUCAUUAUCUGGACAGCAUCAUUCAUUCUUGCUUUUCCGACCUUCGCUAGUUCAAUGACCGGAUAUACGCCGUACAACAAGGCUUAUGUUAACAGCACCAGCGGAAGGCUAGUGCAGUUUUCGGAAAUCGUCCCCGUCGCUUACUUGAUAAAAGAUGGGAAUAGAGUCGAUGGCCUGAGCAAGGACUAUCCUGUAUUAUGGAUAGGCAACUCAGAGACUAUUGCCGAAUCUUCUUCUGUUGAGAUUUUUGACAAGUGUAAUGAGUGGGAUGUUAAUGACACGAAAGUUGAGUGCCAGCUACAAAGAGAUGUAUCUGAGUAUGCUCAACUCUACGGUUUCGACGGAAAAGGCGGCCGUGAAACUCGAAACGGUCAGAAAACUUAUUUUCGUAACCAGACACUGAACUGGCCACCCCUCAACAUCAAAGCCUUCUAUCUCCCUAACAAUUUUUACUGGAACUGGACUUACCUUACUGAUGUGGCAUCUUCAACAACCCUUGGGACAUAUGAAGACAUUUCAGCCUCGGCAUUUAUUGUUGAGGAUGAGAUAUACAAUUUGAAAGAUAUCCAAGCGGGAGGAGUCUGUCAACCAAUAAAGAGCGGAGAAUCUAUCAAAUAUCAAUGGGGGUUUUCAUUUCUCCAGUUGUUCGUCAUGGCUAUCCUUCUUCAGUUGUGGAGCAUCAGUGUUUUUGUGUUGUGGGUAACCACAAAACAAACGCUGAAACGAAAUGACAUCGGAGCAUCAUCUGAAGGCUGGAAGGGCCUUCUCGAAUUGACGGAUAACAUCAAAGAACAAAUAAAGUCUGCUGGUAUCAUUUGGGAGGAUCUGACAGACAAAGAGCUACAUGGCGAAAUUCAGCAUCUUCUCACUGGGGGACCAGUUCCUAGGUUGUCGAGAGAAUCCGAGCCAGAGAAAACCCUACCUCGAGGACAUUUCAGUGUAUGGCGGUGGAUGUGGAGGCAUAAAUCACGUCCGGUAGAAGGCAUAUACUUCGUUGUUUUCAUUUGCCUGGAAAACAUUCUUCGCUCUGAUGGACUAUAUUACCACUUCGAUAAAGGGACUUUCUGCAUGGCGAUUGUUUUGUACGCCACCGCAAGCAUGAUUAUCUCAUGUGCCUUAGGAAAGACAUAUCGACAGAGGCUAUUGACUUUAUUAACAGCCAUUGUUUUAAGUUUCCCCUUCUUGCUGUACGAUGCCGGGGAUCGCGAUCUUGUCCUGCCAGGGCUCUGUCUGGGGGUUUUCCUUGCCUUUUUUCUUGGUUCUUCGAGGGGAAGUCGUGCUGUUUUGUUUAUCGUUCCUGUUCUUUGUAAUUAUUUCGCUGUUCUUGGCUUCUUCAUUUCUGUUGCUAAAAGUCGGCAGUCUGACUAUUAUCGUUAUCUAGAACAAUAG
Molecule: messenger RNA, 2013 nt
Organism: Fusarium proliferatum ET1
Lineage: Eukaryota; Fungi; Ascomycota; Sordariomycetes; Hypocreales; Nectriaceae
Exons: 6
Coding region: 1-2013 (670 amino acids)
Source: RefSeq, a predicted model, not a curated record